Molecule: messenger RNA, 1769 nt
Organism: Lampris incognitus (smalleye Pacific opah)
Lineage: Eukaryota; Metazoa; Chordata; Actinopteri; Lampriformes; Lampridae
Product: prostaglandin E synthase 3-like
Exons: 8
Coding region: 152-631 (159 amino acids)
Biological process (GO): prostaglandin biosynthetic process; chaperone-mediated protein complex assembly; protein folding
Cellular component (GO): cytosol; nucleus
Molecular function (GO): Hsp90 protein binding; prostaglandin-E synthase activity; protein-folding chaperone binding
Source: RefSeq, a predicted model, not a curated record
AUUAUGUUUAAGCGAUACGCAAAAAAGCCAGUGGUCCAGGCAUUGGAGUAGCUACGCUGAUCGGGUGGACGUUCUUGAUAUUGCUUUUCUAGCACGGCUGUUAGAAUACUACUUGUGUUGGAGAAGAAGGUGAUCACCAAAUACCAGAGAAAUGCAUCCAGCAACUGCCAAGUGGUACGAUAGGAGGGACUCUGUGUUCAUCGAAUUCUGUGUAGCAGACAGCAAGGAGGUCAAGGUGAACUUUGGUAAAACCAAGUUUGGUUUCAGUUGUAUUGGAGGAACUGAUAAUGUCAAACAUGAGAAUGAAAUAGACCUUUUUGAAGCCAUUGAUCAAAAUGAAUCCAAACAUAAACGAACAGAUCGUUCAAUUUUGUGCUGUUUACGAAAAGCAGAGCCCGGCAAGGCUUGGCCCAGGCUAACAAAAGAGAAGGCUAAGUUGACUUGGCUCAGUGUUGACUUCAACAACUGGAAAGACUGGGAGGAUGACUCAGAUGAGGAACUUGGCAACUUUGAUCAAUUCUCAGACAUGAUGAACAGCAUGGGUGGUGAGGAUGACCUACCUGAUUUAGAUGGUGCUGACGAAGAUGAGUCUGCAGAUAGUGAUGAUGAGAAAAUGCCAGAUUUGGAAUAGAAGACUCCAAAAGCAAGAAUGAGGUGCAACAACAGAGGGCAGGAGGAUUAAUUAAAGAAAAAAAAACUGUACAUCUUGAAAUUGAAGGCAGUGAAAACUGUACAUAUGAGUUGGUAGCCAUAUUUAAAUCCAUAGCCUCAUUUCCAAAACUACCAAUCAGUCCACUGAAGGUUGAUAUGCAUAGUAUUGUACAGAGCAGCUAUCUCCACUUCCAUUUGCAGCACUGCACCUUUUGGGUAUCCUUUGUUACGGUUGAUUACUUCAACUAAGCACACAUUAUUUGUUUAAAAAAAAACUGUACAGUUGUCCUCAACUGAGCAAUACAUGUUAAGAGAAAAACAAAUUGCAAAUGAAAAAUGAUAUAAAAAUGUCUUUUUUCCCACCUGUUCCACCCUAUGUGGUGGUUUUAAGUGAGAUGGUCAGUGUGGUUUAUCUUCAUAAAGUUAUUUUUAUGAUUUAAGAAGACAUUAGCUGUGAACCUCCGAAUUGGAUGCAUUUUCUGACAAUGUUCCUCUUAAGCCUUCCAUGGUGUGUGUAUAUGAUAUCCGGGAAACAAGUUAUUGUUUCUGUAGUUUAGCCUUCUGGCUUACACUUUUUCCUUUGUUGUUAACCGUUAAAUGGUGUCUGUAAAAUUGGAGUAAUCUAGAAUUCAUGCAGAAAUAUCAAAUUGUAUCCUCACUGCCAUCAACUUCUUGACAUCCUUGAUUUUUCAUUAUUUGAACGAAUUCCGUAUCCUAACAGCAGUAACUCCAUAUCCACCCAACAGUUUUCCACAUCUGACUCCAGAGAUUAGGUACAACGUUUUUCAACAAACUUAAGAGGCUUAAGGCUCAGUUGGGCUUCAAAAAUGUCUGGUUGGUUCAUUGCUACCCUUAAGGUUUGUGAAUAGAAAAUAAGAUCCUCCCUUUUUGGUCUUGUUGGAACGGGAGUGUCAGGGAAUCAUUAUGGCAACGUGUAAUGACCAAAUUAUAUUUGCACUGUUGAAAUAAAAUGUUAGGGGAGAGAAGUAAGAGCAUGGUUUUUGUGUAUUUCAACGUGACCGGCUAUCACAGGCAGAAUAACUUCAAUUAAUGUUGAAUUGCAGUGGAUUUUUUUUUUAUUGUCUACAUCUUUCUAAUAAACUGUCUAAGACUCAUUA